This is a messenger RNA of Bombina bombina (fire-bellied toad), 2249 nucleotides long. Its product is annotated as gastrula zinc finger protein XlCGF26.1-like. Gene Ontology annotation, biological process: regulation of cytokine production; negative regulation of transcription by RNA polymerase II; regulation of immune system process. The record is from RefSeq and is a predicted model, not a curated record. The coding region runs from base 188 to 2179 and encodes 663 amino acids. NCBI's taxonomy places the organism in Eukaryota, Metazoa, Chordata, Amphibia, Anura, Bombinatoridae. The transcript has 6 exons.
CUGGAAGGAGGGUGUGUGUGAGGCUAGGAAACCUAAUAAUUUUUAUCUGUGUAUAAUGCACCGGGGAGGUGUUUGUGUGCGAGGCUCCUGUUACUGUGAAGAUCAGGUACAAUACAGAUCACUGCGUUUGUCAGUAAAGAAGAAACAUUAUAAGAAUAUCUGACAAAUUCAGUCGCUGAACAAGACAAUGUCUGAGAAGACCGAGACCCAAACCUCAGACCAUCCUGAUGCACACGGAGGGCGUCUAGAGGAAAACCCGGGCACUGGGCUAUUAAAUGUGAAGGAAGAGGAUGAGACAGAUGACAUGAAUAGUCAUCAGACUGAAAUACAUUGGUCCCUCCCUGCCGAUGAAGAUAACGCUGAUAUAGUGAAAGUUGAGAUAACAGAAGAUCUGUGUGGGAGGCAUCAGCUGGAAGCACCAGAUGAGGAAACCAGUGACAGCAUCAGCCCAGGUGAAAAAGAUGCUAAGAUUUCAUGUAAAACAGAACAAACAGAAGAUCAGUGGCUAAGAAAUAUAACAGAAGCAGCAGAGCAGGAAAUAUGUGACAAUAUAAAUGCAGGUGAAUUCACAAACCACAAUAAUCCUAGUCAUGAUCAGAGUGCAGAUGCUUCUUUAAAUCUUCAUCAUCAAAGAAGCCAAGUGGGAAAUUUAUGUUCUGAAUGUGGGAAAUAUUUUCUCAAGAAAUCACAUCUUUAUAGACAUCUGAAAGAUCAUAAAGGAGAAAAUCCAUUUUCCUGUUCUAUAUGUGGGACAUGUUUUAACCGUAAAGGGAAUCUUGUUGUUCAUCAGAAAAUUCAUUCAGGAGAAAAAAAAAAGUCAUGUUCUGUAUGUGGGAAAUGUUUUACUCGGAAGUCGUAUCUUAUUGUCCAUCAGAAAAUUCAUACAGGAGAGAAAAAAAUUUCAUGUUCGGACUGUGGAAAAUGUUUUACUCAGAAAUCAAAUCUUAUUACACAUCAGAAAAUUCAUACAGGAGAGAGAGGAUUUUCAUGUUCUGACUGUGGGAAAUGUUUUACUCAGAAACCACAUCUUAUUGAUCAUCAGAAAAUUCAUACAGGAGAAAGAGCAUUUUCAUGUUCUGACUGUGGGAAAUGUUUUACUCGGAAACCACAUCUUAUUGAUCAUCAGAAAAUUCAUACAGGAGAGAAAGCAUUUUCAUGUUCUGACUGUGGGAAAUGUUUUACUCAGAAAGCAAAUCUUAUUACGCAUCAGAAAAUUCAUACAGGAGAGAGAGGAUUUUCAUGUUCUGACUGUGGGAAAUGUUUUACUCUAAAAUCACAUCUCCUUGAUCAUCAGAAAAUUCAUACAGGAGAGAGAGCAUUUUCAUGUUCUGACUGUGGGAAAUGUUUUACUCGGAAACCACAUCUUAUUCGUCAUCAGAAAAUUCAUACAGGAGAGAGAGCAUUUUCAUGUUCUGACUGUGGAAAAUGUUUUACUCGGAAACCACAUCUUAUUCGUCAUCAGAAAAUUCAUACAGGAGAGAGAACAUUUUCAUGUUCUGACUGUGGGAAAUGUUUUAUUCUAAAAUCACAUCUCAUUGAUCAUCAGAAAAUUCAUACAGGAGAGAGAGCAUUUUCAUGUUCUGACUGUGGGAAAUGUUUUACUCGGAAACCACAUCUUAUUGAUCAUCAGAAAAUUCAUACAGGAGAGAGAGCAUUUUCAUGUUCUGACUGUGGGAAACGUUUUACUCGGAAACAACAUCUUAUUCGUCAUCAGAAAAUUCAUACAGGAGAGAGAGCAUUUUCAUGUUCUGACUGUGGGAAAUGUUUUACUCGGAAACCACAUCUUAUCCGUCAUCAGAAAAUUCAUACAGGAGAGAGAGCAUUUUCAUGUUCUGACUGUGGGAAAUGUUUUACUUGGAAACCACAUCUUUUUCGUCAUCAGAAAAUACAUACAGGUGAGAGAGCAUUUUCAUGUUCUGACUGUGGGAAAUGUUUUACUCGGAAACCACAUCUUAUUGAUCAUCAGAAAAUUCAUACAGGAGAGAGAGCAUUUUCAUGUUCUGAUUGUGGGAAAUGUUUUACUCGGAAACCACAUCUUAUUCGUCAUCAGAAAAUUCAUACAGGAGAGAGAGAGAGAGCAUUUUCAUGUUCUGAGUGUGGGAAAUGUUUUACUCUAAAGUCAAAUCUUACUAAGCAUCAGAAAAGUCAUAGUAAAGGAAAUAAGAACAUAACCACUUAAAGGACCUCUCAUUGCAGAAGAAUUGCAUAAUAAACAAGCGCAUAAUAAAAAGACAAUGAUUUAACACCUA